UUCGAGGAACGCCAAGCACACCAAUAACCUACAUGUGGGCUUUGGUGGCCCAAGCAGAAAGGUUAGGGUCGAUGCGCUGCAGAGCCAGCAGGAUGCCACGUGGCAGAGAGUGGCCACGUGUGCGGGUCCCACGGGACGGGUUGAAAUCGUCGUUCAUAACUGUCUUGGUAACACCAUAUGUGAAGGUAAGUAGAUUAACUUUCUCUUCGCAUAAAUAUUUUAUAGUACUGACGAAUCUAAGCUAUGUUACUUCUACACUCAAUACGAGAAAUGGAAAAAUGAAAGAUAGAAAUUAUCUAAACAGAUGGACGAUCAAAUUCUACAAGGGGGUUUGGGUACAAGUAAUGAGAGAGAAAAAUGUACUUUCUAAUGUUGAUCAAAAUAAGAGAUUUUUUAUUUGGGAUGAAGGCAGUGAAGCCGCUUUAGAGAAUGCUUUUGGUACAUCCGAAGACAAACAAAAAAAAUGGAUUGAAAAAUAUGUGCCUGGCACAUUUCUUGAUUCGAAGAAACAACAAAUCAUGUACAGUGAUUUCGUCACCAAAAAGCUGAAAUUAUAUUUCACUACGAGUAAUCAAAGAAAACAUAUAAAUAUAAAUAAAAAGAAUUAUAUAUUGAAGAAGAACGACAAGAAAAGCAAAAAAAUAAUUCUAAAAAAGUACGAAAAAAAAGUAAUUCAAUAUAUUAUAAUUGUUUUAUUAAUUUAA
Molecule: messenger RNA, 704 nt
Organism: Arabidopsis thaliana (thale cress)
Lineage: Eukaryota; Viridiplantae; Streptophyta; Magnoliopsida; Brassicales; Brassicaceae
Product: putative DNA topoisomerase
Exons: 5
Coding region: 33-704 (223 amino acids)
Biological process (GO): DNA topological change
Molecular function (GO): ATP binding; DNA topoisomerase type II (double strand cut, ATP-hydrolyzing) activity; DNA binding
Source: RefSeq, marked reviewed